This is a messenger RNA of Ilex paraguariensis (yerba mate), 1482 nucleotides long. The record is from the annotation of a GenBank genome assembly. Lineage: Eukaryota; Viridiplantae; Streptophyta; Magnoliopsida; Aquifoliales; Aquifoliaceae.
AUGGGGAGGACUCAAUUUGCAAGUUUGUCUCAAAGGGACAGCAAUCUUAGAGUGUUUACAGUUUCUGAGCUGAAGGCAGCAACGAAGAAUUUUAGCCGCUCUGUCAAGCUUGGUGAGGGUGGGUUCGGGUGUGUGUAUAAGGGUGUGAUCAAGAGUUCUGAAGAUCCACUUAUAAAUAUUGAUGUCGCUGUGAAACAACUUGGUAAACGAGGACUGCAGGGGCACAAGGAAUGGGUGACAGAAGUUAAUGUUCUUGGGGUGGUUGAGCAUCCAAACCUUGUCAAACUAUUGGGCUACUGUGCUGAGGAUGAUGAGAGAGGAAUACAGCGGCUUUUAGUUUAUGAAUAUAUGACUAACGGAAGUGUGGAAAACCAUUUAUCACCUCGGUCGGAGACACCUCUCCCCUGGACCAUGAGGCUGAAAAUAGCCCAAGACGCUGCUCGUGGCUUAGUAUAUCUACAUGAGGAAAUGGAUUUUCAGGUGGUUCUUAUUCUAUUCCAACCUUGAUCAAAUUUUCUUUUUCGGCAUUUCAUUGCUAUAAAAAAGAGUUGCUUCAACUUUAUGGUAAUGCCAGUUACUAUUCACUAUAAGCAAGCAUAGGGCAUAUAAUUCUGUCUGUCUCUCUUUCUCUCUCUCUCAACGCCCUCCCACAUGUGCGAGUGCACACACACACACACACGCAUGCGUAAGUUUAAGAAGGUAUGCAGAAACUGUGUUGCAUAAUGAACUAGAUGUUAUGGGUCAUGAGUCUGCUAACUUCUACGAGACUGACAUUUUCUUUUAUAUAUAUUGUAGAUCAUUUUCAGAGACUUUUGAAUGCCAGUUACUAUUUACUUUCAUUCCAUAGUUUUAUUUUUGUUUUGUGUGCAAAGCUAAGCAGACGAGCCAGUGUCAAUCCAGAUGUAUGAUUCAAAAGCGGCCCAACACCCCCCCCCCCAAAAAAAAAUUAGGCUAGGGUUACGAGUUCCAGCCAACGGAACUCAGGCAGUUACUAUUCACUAAGAGCAAGCAUAGGGCAUAUAAUUCUCUGUCAUUCUGUCUCUGUCUCAAACCCCUCCCACACGUGCGAGUGCACACACAAAAACAUGCAUGUGUAAAUUUAAGCAUGUAUGCAGAAACUGUGUUGAAUAAUGAACUAGAGGUUGUGGGUCGUGAGUCUGCUAACUUCUACAAGACUGACAUUUUCUUUUACAUAUAUUGUAGAUCAUUUUCAGAGACUUCAAAUCUUCAAAUGGCAGUUACUAUUCACUAAGAGCAAGCAUAGGGCAUAUAAUUCUCUGUCUUUCACUGUCUCUCUCUCUCAACGUCCUCCCACACGUGCAAGUGCACACACAGAUACACUUGUGCGUAAAUUGAAGAAUGAUGCAGAAACUGUGUUGCAUAAUGAACUAAAUGUUGUGGGUUGUGAGUCUGCUAACGUCUACGAGACUAACAUUUUCUUUUACAUAUAUUGCAGAUCAUUUUCAGAGACUUCAAAUCUUC